Molecule: messenger RNA, 4852 nt
Organism: Linum trigynum
Lineage: Eukaryota; Viridiplantae; Streptophyta; Magnoliopsida; Malpighiales; Linaceae
Source: the annotation of a GenBank genome assembly
AAUUUUAACUAGUCAUGCCCUCCAUAUAAAAGGAAACAAAUAGAGGAGCUUGGCCAGCCUCCAUGCCUUUCCAAAGGUGGGCAAUAUAUGACAUUAUAACAAUGAAACCGGCUGUAUCAUAUAAGUUCCCCUAAUGAAUAGUGAUAAGGGAGAUAAAAUCAUAAGGAACAGUGAAUAUACUUAUGGUUUACUUACGUUUUAAUAAUAUUAAUUAAUUAUCGUUGACGAGGAGUCGUCUCUUCAUGUUGUGGUCUCUGUUGGGGGCAAGGAAGGAAGGGCCCAAGUAAAGAGCCAUGGGGCCAUCAUGGGCCGAGGAUAGGGGCCAGGCCCAAGAGGGGACCAAGGACUGUGGCCCAGGCAGUGGGCCCGGGCCUGGAGAGGGGCGCAUGGCGACAAAAGGGGGGUAAUGGUCAGAAGCGUACGGAGGAGACAAGGGGUGGGGCCGUGCGCCUCCGGGGCGCAGGCCGGUGUCAGAAUGUCGGGGCGCCUGGGGGAAAUAAGGUACAGUGCAUUUAAUGAGGUGAUGACGUAGGGCGGAUUUGGGGGGCAUUGGUCGACCCUUCCUCGGGUAUAAAUAGUGGAGCGGGUGGAGCUCAUUUACUCAGGUUCUAACUUCUCUCUAAAACUGAUAUUCAACUUCUCUCUCUAGAAAGUGGUUCUGACUUGGGCGUCGGAGUGCUAACGACCCCCCGUGGAGGGCUCGCUAGGCGCUUUCGUGUGCAGGAGGCGAGGCGCACGAGCAGGGCGGUUACGUGGCGCAAGGCGGGACGCACGAGUAGGGCGGUUACGUGGCACAAACAGUCUCCAACUACCCCCACCAACUCUUUAUCAAAUCCAAUUUGGGGGAAAGCAGAAAAGGACAGUGACAUGAAAUAGUGAUAUGAAAAUUCCAUUGAAAUUACCAUCCACAUACGUACCUAAAACAAUCGGUUUAUUACCUCUCAACUCAUUUACUCAAUCGGACCAACGAGCUAAAUCAGGUUGAUAACCACGCUUAAAACAACCAGGUUGAUUAUUUUUGUUUUGUUUGACGUGAGAACUUGAAUGCAGGUGACAACAUCUUCCGUGGAAGUAACAUAUGUACUGGUGCGAAUAUCAUCUUUCAACUGGGCCUAUUUUGAGGACUUGGCAUUGGCUUGUAGAUACACUCAAUGUGAAAUAGCAAGUGGUCGUGUCAACUUUCAAUAAUCAUGAAAAUCUAGUUAUGAAUUAUUGGUACAACAAAUAGCCUGCAAAAACAUUGUUUGAUUGGGAAGAUGUUGAUUUCGUGGUCCGUCGUCAUCGAUGAUGUGAAUUUGUGAUUAACAAACAAAUAUCGCAGCACCUUCUUGGCUCUUGCAGUCUUGCUCCAUCCCCACUACUUUGAACCUUCAAACCAAACACGGUCUUCUUCGUCCAAAAGCCUUCAUCUACUACACUACUCCUUGGUUGACUUUUUCUUUCACAUUUCUACUUCCCGGCAAAAUGAAGAUCGACGGCGUUGGACACGAUUGCGACGAAGACGGCGAUGAACUCGUCCUGACCCGACCUGCCGAGCGGCAGACAACACUCGUUAGUGAAAUCAUCACCCGUGGUACUACUCUUUUCCAUCCUUCCAACCUCUUCCUGCGCUUCCUCCCCAGAUUCAUUCGCCCCCAUCUGUUCUACCCACCGUGGCCGUCGUCGUCGCGGGACAUAGUUCCUCCUUCUCCUUCCUCCACACCUUCUUCGUCGAUUGUUCUGCCUCCGAAGCACGACGUCUUCAUCAGCUUCAGAGGAAAGGACGUUCGCGACGGCUUCCGGAGCCACCUCAACUCCUUCCUCAAACACCAGAAGAAAUUCGCUGUCUACGAAGAUGAUUCAGAUCUGGAAAGAGGAGAAGAGAUCUCGCCGUCGCUGUUGGAGGCGAUCGAGAGAUCCGCGUGCUACAUCGUGAUUUUCUCCCCCAAUUAUGCCGAUUCACCGUGGUGCCUGGACGAGCUCGUGAGGAUCUUUGACUGCGUUCAACGCUACGGACGGCGGGUAGUUCCGGUGUUCUACGGGGGCGUGGAUCCUUCUCAUGUCGAAAAUCAAACUGGAAGCUACCGGAAGCUUCCGAAGGGGGAGGCGGAUGGCAAAAUUCGGAGUUGGAAAGCUGCGUUGAGUAACGCAGCCGCCAUUUCGGGAUUCGAUUCACGAGUUACCAGACCUGAAUCAAAACUAAUUGAGGAAAUUUAUAGAGCUGUGCUACAAGCUCUAUCCGCUCAAAUGGUACCGGCUUCAUAUUCCAACGUGGGUUUGGUGGGAAUAGAGAGGAGGAUGAAUACGUUCCAACAGUUGGUAACUAGUGGGAGUAAAAAUUUGACUAUAGGACUGUGGGGGACGGGUGGCAUCGGGAAGACGACUCUUGCAAUGGCAUUCUACCAUAGGUUCUCUAGUCAAUUCGAACGCUCGUAUCUCUUGAGUAAUUUUUCCGACAAGUUAAGUGGUUCAUCGCAGUUGCCGGAUGGCUUGCAAAAUGAUUUAUUCUCUGCUUUGUUGGGUGAUGAGAAUGCGGAGAGAAUAUCUCGGAAUUUCAAAGACUAUCGGCUUGGCCAUACGAGGGCUUUGGUUGUCAUCGAUGAUGUGGGCGAUGAUGUUGAGGACAUCAGGCACUUGAACGAUUUGUUUUACAGACGAUAUUGUGACUUAUUUGCACCAGGAAGUGUAAUUAUCCUGACAAGCAGGAAUAAACAACUUCUUACGAAUGUGUGUCAUCAUGUUUAUGAAGUGGCGGCUCUUGAUAAACAUGAAGCUCUUCAGCUAUUCUGCUUUCAUGCAUUCAAAGAGCAUCAUCCUCCAAUUGAGUAUGAGAAGUGGUCCAAGAGAGCUAUCACUUAUGCGGAGGGUAACCCCUUAGCUCUCACUAUUUUAGGCUCACAUUUGUAUCGUAGGGACAAAAACUUUUGGGGUGUCGAGUUGAAAGCCUUGGAGCGUCACCCAAAUCAAGUGAUAAAGACGAGAGUCUUUCGGAGGAGUUAUGAUGGACUAGAUCGAGUAGAGAGAAAUGUAUUCCUUGAUAUUGCAUGUCUUUAUGGUCGAUCCGAGGUACAUGUCAACGAGUUGAAAAGACUAUUGGAUGGAAACUAUGUUGAACAUGGUGGGAGUGAAAACCUUAUUAUUAAAUUUAUUGAAAAAUCUAUACUAACAAUUUCCGAUCAUGGUGGCAUGCGCAUGCAUGGGGUGCUGAGUGAUUUGGGCCGUAGCAUUGUCAAUGAAGAGCUCCGACUCGAAAAACGUUCAUGGGUGUUUGAAGCUCAAGACGUAUAUAGUUUCUUUAAACAAGGCAAGGGAAGUAAAGUCACCCGAGGCAUUCGUUGGGAUAAAUCCCGUGGUGAGUCGGGGGUAGAGGCAAUACACAUGCAAUCUGAUGCUUUUGUGAAGUUGGAAAAUCUUAGAUACCUUGUGAUACGUCAAUCUGACACAAAAUUGGUUCUUUCUAAAGAUGGUUUGAGAUGCCUACCGAAUUCAUUGGUAAUUCUUAGGUGGAACUCAUUCCCAAUGAGAUGUUUACCAUAUGAAUUUUGUCCGGAGAAUCUAACGACACUGUUUUUGCCUUCAAGCAACGUAGAACGACUUUGGGACGACAUGCAGAAUGUGGAUUUAAGAAAUUUGAAGUUGCUUGAUCUAAACAAUUCCAAAUACUUGAAGAAGUUGCCUGAUCUCUCUACGGCUAAAAGAUUGGAAAGAAUCAUUCUUAGUUUCUGUGUAGGCUUAGUGGAGCUUCCUCUAUCGAUUUUGCAUCUGCCCAAACUGGAAGACCUCCAUUUAAAAGACUGUACCAGCUUGGAGUUGAAUGCAUAUGGAUAUUACACAGAUGUCAACAAGAACGAUGAUAGGGCUACUGCUGCCAUUUUUCCAAAACUAAAUCUAUUGAACCUAGCCGGGACAUCAAUUCAAAACCAGAAGUUGGAGCUGGAGAAGUUAACGGGGUGUGAUGAAAUUUCGGCCAAUGAUCAAGAGCUUGUUCAUUUAUGUGAUCUAAUUUUUCAGUCGAAAGCUCUUGUUGAGAUCGAUUUAUCUCACUGCAUCCGGCUGAAGGAACUUCCAGAAAUCUUGGUGCCCAUGGAAGAUUUAUCACGUCUUCGUCUAGAUACGUGCACCAAUCUAUCACGACUUCCAGAUAGCAUUUCCAAUCUGGUACAACUGAAAGAGCUUAGUCUGCCUCGUACAGCAAUCCAAGAGCUGCCAGCCACCAUUGGAGAUCUGGCAUGCUUGGAAGAACUGAGACUCAAUUAUUGCACAAGUCUCAAACACCUCUGCGGCACCAUUCACAAGCUAUCCAAAUUGUACCGCCUCGAGUUGUCUGGUUGCAAUCAACUCAGUCACUUACCGGAGCUCCCUUCAUCCUUGACAUGGUUGGAAGCAUAUGGCUGCACCGCACUUCAAACCAUGUCAACUAGCGGCUUGAGUAAACAUAACUUCUUGAUGUGUGAAUGGAAUUUUGGAAACUGUGGGAAGCUGGAUUCAGAGGUGUGCAACAUGCUUUUCAAGAAGUUCACUCAAGAUGCAUUAGGCACGCGUACGAAAAGGAAUUAUCGUCGAUGGCUCUUACUUCCAAGAUUUUGGAAUAGUCCUGAUGGAUGGAGGCCUUCUGGGCUUAAUUCAGUGGUGACAGCCACACUUGGUCGCCUUUGGCAGUUGAAGGGACUAAUAUAUUGUGCUUCAUUCCAUAGCAAAUUUGCCCCAUUUGCUACAUUCAGAGUUGACUGUCACAAUUUGUCUAGCACUGGCGGGGGAAUGAUAGAAACCUAUUUCUAGGGUUCUAUCGAUAGGGUUGAGAAUUUGGGAAUUGAUGGAGAUUUAGGGAUUUAGAAGAGAAUUUGGGGAUUAGGAAUAGAAUUGGGGAAGAACA